Messenger RNA from Stegostoma tigrinum, 1617 nucleotides. RefSeq names its product thioredoxin-like 4B (gene txnl4b). Bases 99 to 548 code for a protein of 149 amino acids. Gene Ontology annotation, biological process: mRNA splicing, via spliceosome. Lineage: Eukaryota; Metazoa; Chordata; Chondrichthyes; Orectolobiformes; Stegostomatidae. The record is from RefSeq and is a predicted model, not a curated record. Gene Ontology annotation, cellular component: spliceosomal complex; U5 snRNP; U4/U6 x U5 tri-snRNP complex. The transcript has 3 exons.
UUACAUCCGGUUCGUGGCUGGCUUUCCCCGCCUAUGUCGCUUGUGAAUUUUGAUUUAACUUUUUUUUUCGAUUCGCGUUUCCCUUGAACGUGGAGAAAAUGAGCUUCUUGCUGCCAAAGUUACAAACUAAGAAAGACGUUGACCACGUUAUAAAGACCGUAGCAGAGAGGGUACUGGUUCUGCGUUUCGGUCGUGAUCAGGACCCAGUGUGUUUACAACUGGAUGAAAUUCUUUCAAAAACUGCUCAUGACCUGAGUAAAAUGGCAGCUAUUUACCUGGUGGAUGUUGACAGUGUGCCUAUAUACACUCGCUACUUUGACAUCAGUUACAUUCCUUCCACAGUUUUUUUCUUCAAUGGCCAACAUAUGAAGGUGGACUAUGGGUCUCCAGAUCAUACAAAGUUUAUUGGGUGUUUCAAAACAAAGCAAGACUUCAUAGAUUUAAUUGAAGUAAUAUUCCGAGGAGCAAUGCGAGGAAAGCUAAUAGUACACAGCCCUAUUGAUCCAAGGAAUGUCCCAAAGUAUGACCUUCUUUAUCAUGGCAUCUAAAUGGAUUGACAGUGUGCUGUGUUUUGCAAAUACUUGAACAGAAUGCAAUUUCAAGACAUCAACUGUCCAGUUGUUGAAGAGUAUUGAGAUUUGAUGCAAAGUGGAUAGUCCACAACAUGAAUUGAUGAGAAAUUUCUUGUAAGAAUCAUGAUGAAUGGACUCCACACGAAGAGUUAUGCUCCCCUAUUGUGUAAAAUUUCAGUUUUCUGCAGCUGCAAAUCUCCGCUCAUUGGCAGGUCUGCCACCACAAACUUGCCUUAAAGAUUAGCUUUGGAAAAUUACUUUAUUUCACUGACAAUUGGUGUUUUCCCAAUUAGCACUUGACAGGAAUUCUCGGGACAGGAGAUUUUCCAAGCUUUUUAUUUAAAAAUAUAUAUCUAAGAAAUAAACCCUGUAUAUGGAAAAGAAGUCAUAAUUUCAAUGGGAAGGAGAAAUACGGUUUCUUCACUUACACAUCAUUCCCAUGCUAAGGUGGUAGGUUUCUAACCCACAUGUAAGCUCAUGCUCCUUGGUGAAUGAAAAAAAAACACAAUCUCCAAGUUUUCCUAUGGAGCAGAAGUACUUACUGCUGGAAGGUGGCUUGAACCCACAUUCUAGCACGCCAUACACAGUUCUAAUGUAUGGAUAUAAAGUGUCAACAGACACGCCAACUGGUGGUGGUUUUCUCCCCUCAAUGUUAUUUUACUGUCCCGAAUAAGGUUGCUCAUACAGACAUGUGGUUCAGGAUGUAAUUUUGUGAUGCAUUGAGAAGAUGACUAAUCAAGUGCGAUCCUACUGUUUCCAAAUUAUUUAAUCAGCAGAGGCACAAUGUUCUAACCUAAUCUUGUCCUCACACACCUGUCUCUUUGUAUGACACAUGCAUAUGUUCUAUCACUAAGUCAUGAACAACAAUUUGGUGCUUCCUUCAGACUGUAGAUGGGGCAAGGUGUAAAACCCCUUACCACUGAGCCAGCUGGUUUCAGUUAACUCAACAUAGAUCAGAGAAGAUUUUGUUUGCCAGGUAUGCAGCAAUUGGAGCACAAUGAUCUUUGUUCACCUUGCGUGCAAUUAAAAUGUAUUCCAUAAUUUU